GUGGGGUUGAAUAAGGGGUAGGGAGGAAGAGGGAAGGAGAGGGAGGAUCUGUGGUGUUUGAAGUUUUAACAUGAGCUGUGUUCAUCCAGCUCAUUGCAGUAGCCCCUGUGGUGGUUCAUGUGCCUGAAGCAUUUUGUUUAUUUUUUUAAAUGACUGAAGGAGCAAAAGAAUACAAAUGAAGAGUAAGGUGGUGUUUUCUUCCCUGGUUUCCUUGACAAACGAAGUUGGUGGCCGACAGUGCUGGGAAAAUAAUGGCACCCAUGAUCUGCUCUCUAAGACACAGGGAGCCAGUCUCCUACCUCAGUCUGGUUCCACAGGCUGAUGGUGACCCUGACCCUGACCCAAACAGAGGCAUGGCUCCACUGCUGUUCUCAAAGCUUCAGGGGAAGAGCAGGAUGCCAGAGCCUUGCAUGCCACACAAGCCCAUCUACCAGUGUUUCUGAGCUCCUGUGACCUGUCAGGAGCCAUACUGCCUAGGCUACAGACCAGCCACAUUGCUAUAAAUCAAGGCAUCUCCAGAUAGAGGGGAACAGCUUAGAGACUCAGUUUGUGCAUCUAUAAAACAAACAGGAUUGUCUUGGGAGUUUUUAGGCUUGAUUUUCUUAGGCAUUUCAGGUCCCAAGAGUGAGGCUCAGAAUGUUUGGAGGACCCUGAGGUUCCCUGCUUUUCCUAGAACAGCUCUACCUCAUUGUGUUGCAGAUAUUGAAAUGCUACUCAAGCUUGCAUUUGGAAAGACAAUCCCACUACUAAGAGAGAUUUGUGAAUUACUGACUAAGAUUCUCACGGGUUCUAAAAUUUAAGGUUUCAUUACCAAGAUUAUAUUAGCCAUCGAAGCCUCUUGUCGAUGAGAAAUCAUCCAAUUGUCAAACACUUCAGGAGAUUCCUACAGUGAGCAGGGCUAGUAGACACCAAAUGAAUUAACAAACAAGCUAAGAAAAGAGGGGGCCCAUUAAACAGAGGUUCUUGGGAGGUAGAAGGGGAUGAGAGAGAGCGCCCGAGUCUGACAGCCUUGAAGCCAAAGCUUUGUGUUGUGGGGCAAGCCUAGGAAGAUGAGUGAGAGAUAAGUUAGAAUCAGGGACAUAGGUGAAAGCCAAAUGGAGAGAGUGACCCUAGUAUCCUAGGACUAGGAGAAUCAGGUUACAGAGAGCCUGGACAGGGUGGUACACUGUGAGAGGGAAUCAGGAGCACAGCAGAGCCAGGUGACUGUGGGACAUGAAGACUACAGGAGGAGCUUCGAUUGAUCUAAAGUGCAGUGAGACAGCAUCAUGGCAGGUUUGUAUAGAGGGGGCUGCUGUGAUCUGACAGUGCACUGUCACACCGCACACGCGGAGCCAAGAGGAAGGCAGAGAAUGAAAUGAGCACUAGUGGAACCCACUGGUUGUCAGGGUGGUGCAGAUAGGACAGGAAGGAGACCCGAGGAUAAGCCGCUGGGACCGCGUGGAAAAGGCUAGUGUGGCAGCGAGGAAAAUGAAAACAAGAUUCUGUGAUCAGCAUGCACAUAAUCGAGGGUCAUUUUGGGUAAGAUGUGGUUUUCGAUAGACCCAAAAUACGCAUGCUCCUCUUUGAGAAGGCUUAUUGAGAAAGUUUUCAAUCUGGGCAAUCUCCAGAUUAGAAACAUUAAAAAAAAAAGAUGUAGAUUAUAGUAUUAACUCUUUGAUUUUAGGGGUGUGUGCAGUAACACCUGCUGACAGAUCUGACCAAGCAAUUACGUGAACACAAGUGGAAGGGAUACAUGCUCAACUCAAGGACCCAGAGGCCAAUGAUCAAUGACGGUGAAGGGCCUUCCAAAGACUCAGAAUUGUGCCUCGGACUUCAGAGACUGCAUUAGAACACAUCUUUCUCCCUGCUAGGAAAACAAGACCAACAUAUAAAAAGUGUUUUACCAACUAAAGAAGACUUGAGGUCUUAAGGCUAAUAGCAAGUUCAAAUCCCAUCCCCAAGACUUAGGAUAUGUCACAUAAUCUUCUCUAAUUCAAAAACAAUGCUUACCAGCUUCCUAGUAGGGAUUACAUGAGAUUUGCAAAUAUUUUGCUAUAAAACAUGGCACACAUGGUAAGGGAGAUUGCUGACCCUAAGUACAGGAAGGAAAGGGAGAGGGCAAACAUGUGAGCAAAUCAAGCUGUCUAAGAGGAAAAAGGAUGAGGGGGAAGAGCCUCCUGAUCAAAACUCACCAAUGGCUUCUCAGUGUCUAAACCCACGGCUGUGGGCCCCAUUCCACCAUAAACUUGUAAUAAACAAAACCACAGGCAUUGUCUACAAAUCACCCAUCACUUCUUUCUUCCCACCCUAACAGACAUGGAGGAGCAAAGUGAAAAUGUUUACUAUUUGGUUCUAAGCCCAAAGUUUAAAUCCAAAUUUACAAAGAAAAAUGCCCUGAUACUUAAAGAUACAUGAAAUGAGCCAGAUCCUUCCUCCCAGUCAAUCACAAUUCUGCGUCACAUUUGGUACCGCUUUUCAGGAGCCCAUUCCAUCCCUCAGUGGCAUCAUAGGAUCUCAUCUCCUGCUGCAGUAGGGAUGUGGGUUUACUCUUUUUCAGAGUCUGCAUCAUGACCAUUAGAGUGCACACCUCUUAACAGGCUUCCAACUUUGAACAAGUUCAAUGUGAGUCAUAUACUGGGUAAGCAUAGUAUACUAAAAAGACAUGUAUAUUUCAUUCAUCCCACAACUACUGAUAAUACAUCACCGAGAGGGAAAGAAAACUAAAAUCAAAUUUACUCUUGAUUAAAUAAGCGUGAACAUAUCGAUGCCAUGCUAACGAUAGAACUUUGUACCACGGAUGUCCUAGCAAGAGCAUGGAGUCGCAACUGCUUUGAAGACAGAGGCAAGAAUUCAAAGGGGAGCUUGAGCAACACAGCAAGAGCUCACCUCUUAAAUAAAUUUCUCAAAAUUUGCCUCAUGGCACAGAAGGCAAGGCAAGUUAGAUAAUAUGUGAUUAAACUCAUUGGUUCUCUGAAAAUUCAACGAAGAUCUCCUCUGUGCCAAUCCAGGGUAGAUGGUCAGGACCUCUUAUUCUCAGGGAGCCUCUAGUCCAGUUGAAGAGACAGAGUGUCAGGGGGGUGAUGACACUACAGGGAAGCAAGGACAUACCAAAGCGUGUGAAGCAUGGAGGUGACAAGUUGACAGACAUGGUUCCUAGGAACACCAUUUUAAGAUGUUCCCUCUGUCAGGGGAGGCAGAAGACCCAAGACCCACUUACAAAUGUCUCUAUCUUUAUUUGUGUCCCAUCUUAUGAGCUAGAGUUGACCUACUCACCAUCUUGGCUAUCUCUUUCAAGCGUCACAAUUCUGUGAAGUUUUAUAUAAGCCAAUUCACUCGUUUCGGUCCAAGUCAAAACUUAGGCACGUAACCCUUGGCAGUGCCAUCCACAUGCACUCCAGAACAAAGAGCUGGAGAGGCAGAGGAAGCCUGGGGUUUGCAGAACACAGAGGUGGCCUUGGUGGCCGUGUCUGUCAGACAGGUGGACGAUGACUGACUCUGUGAGGGGCUCUGAUAUGGGUGAAAGGCAUAGUUGGAAUAUAAAUAGUCAGUAUCUUCAGUAAGUCAAUGAUCAAGGAGAAACUAGAAACUAUUGCAAAGAUCAGCUAUGACUCCCAGCCUGCAGGCCUGGGGCAAGCUGCUUGAUCUCUCUGGAGAAUGAUUCUGGACUUUGGCCAGGUUAUUAAUUGAGCACUAACCACCAAGACCAAAGGAACUCCCCAUCAAUUAGUGGGUCUGAUAGCCCAUGAGACUUAAAUCCUCCAGAGUACUGUGUCUUUCAGCCAGGUGAAUGCCUCAAGAAAAAGGACCCACAGGGGACUGGGGACACAAAGGUUAGAACACAAAUAUGUGUCUCAUCGAGAGAAGACGAUUUCCUAAACUUCCCAGGCCCCAUAUAGAACACAGACUUUUCACAGUAGCUUAAUGACUCCAAACAGCAUGUAGACACACUGUACCACAAGAUACAAACAAUAGACCCAUCCGAGGGGGUGGCACAUGGUGCCUCUGGGUGGUGAGGUACCUGGUGAUUUUUUUUCUUCCUUUAGAAAAAUAACCUAUGCUAUUUGAAUAAUAACAUAAUAAUAAUAAGCCCAUGAUAUCAUUAUAAAUAGGAAAGCAACUAUAUUUAAAGGUCAGAGGAAAAGUGCUAAAGGGGAGAGAGUAGUGCUGACAUCGGAACAGUAGCUGGCUUUAAGGAGAUGGCAGAGGGAGUUUAAAAGCUGCUACAGGUUUUGGGUGGAGCAAUUCAAGACCCAGAAAAGGUAGAAAGGCCCAGCACUUAGGAGUCUAUGCUCCAGAGUCAGUCCUUAAGCUGAAGGGCCAGCUCGGCCACUCUUCAGGUAACCAACUUGGGACAAAGUACGAACCCUUCUGUUUUUCAGUGUCCACACUUAUAAAACGAUAAAGCAAUAUUAUCUGCCCCUAAGAGUGUCCUGAGGGCUCAGAGAGUAAAGAAAAACACACGUCACAGUGUCUGGCAUAUAAUCAAUGGCCACUAGACUCUAGGGCUCAAAAUCCAGCCCAGCUUGGGUGAGGAACCUUUCCUGGAGUUGAACUCCUAAUGAAAAUUAAAGGAUCCUCGGACAAUGUGGUCCACAGAAGCAGGCAUUGGGAGGUCUAAGCUGUGAAGUUCAAGGUGAAGAGACCAAGAUGCAUGGGUUCAGACAUGUGACCGUCCCCUUUACAAGAUGAGAAUGACGUCACAGAUGGUCAUGUAGCAGAUUUAGUACCAAAUGCCCACACAGCACUUAGCCACACAAGUUUUCAACACACAUUCAUUACUAUAAACAUUCAGUAAUUCAAUGACUAUGAAACAAGCUGCCAGUUUCCUGUAUCCAUGUAAGCUUAGCCACUACUUAUGGAAGGGCAUAGAGACUUAUUCAUGAAAGGACUCUAUUUCUAGAUUCAACUGGAUGGAAAAUGCCUAUGCAAAGUCUAGGAAUCAUGGAACUGGCUUUAAGCUGUUGGUUGGUGCGCCAUGCAGAACAGUGGUGGGGUCAUCACCCUGAGGAGUCACAAGGCAAUGCCAUGGUCAGAAACUUGCUAGACCCAUGAGCCAGGAGGUGACGAUUCUUCAAAACUGUUAACUCCUUCUUGAGCCUGUCUCUACUGCUCUGGGAAAGCUGAAGGCGGUGGUUUACCCUUGGGUGGGAUACAGAAUCCUGUGGAUAUGGCUGGCUGCAAGCUACAAGCACACACAGUUACGUAGCCCCUGGCAUCCACAAAAAGACAUGGUAGUAGGCAGAUAAUACCAGCAACGGGAAGAACACUUCCUAUUCCUGCUGGUCAUUUCCUGUCUGCUUGGCUGUAAGCUUAGCUACUUGGCGAUGUCAUCUCAUGAACUUAUCAUGCGAGCCACUGCUGGCUGUCAGACCAUUUUACAAUUUAAAAAAGGAAGUCCUUCCGUGAGUAAGAAAUAGGGUCUAAGGUACACUUAGAAUAGGAAGGUGGUUAAUUGCAAAGGCUCUGUAGCAGCAUCUCAAACGGACUUUAAUCCUUUUGGGGACCAGUCACACAUAUGCUGGUACCCAGGAUCAGGGAACAGGUGAAAUCUCUCAGGGCAGUAAGCAUAGGGAAAGCCAAGGUGGCCAUGACAUUAUCUAGUAAUUCCUGAGAAAGCAGAAGACCAAGAGAAAAAGUGUAGGUUGUAUCCCACCUGUUACGCAGGAGCCUCCAAGCAGCAGGAAUCGAAUGUGUUGCCAGGAGUCCCAACUUCAGGAGCAAAGAACUAUUGCUAGUGAAGCCAAGAGUCUGGCUCUGCUCAGUAAGACCGGCUACCCCACAGAUCACUCUCUCUAAGAUUCCCAAGUGCUGAGAAGGGAGAUGCAUUUGUUACUUUCUUUCAAGGUCUCUCGGUAGACCCAGGUAGGCUAUAAAUGACCAUUACUCCUCAUGGCUCUGGCUUGCAUUGUUCUGACAAGGCUAGGUCAGGACAGUUCCCUGUUCCAUCGUUCAUACCUGGAGUGACUUUUCAAACCACUGCCAGCAUUUGUCCACCCACCAGGCAAGUACCAGGAGGACAGGGCCAAAGCUUCCUGACUUGAAAUUGCAGAUACUCAGAUUCAAAUAAUAUCUCCUUAACCUUUGGUGAGCCUUGGGUUUUCUUGUCAGUUGAGAGGAUGCCUCGGUCAUCUGUUGUAUGGAUUAAAUGAGAUGAUUCUAUACUGGAAAGGCAGUGGGGGCCGUAUUAAAGAGCCAAAGUUGGAGCGCCACCAUUUACAGUCUGAUCCUGGCUCUACCACUAGCUGUUUAUCUUUAGACAUGUUGCUGAACCUUUCUGAGCCUCAGUGUUCUCAACUGUAAAAUGGGAAGAACAGAACCCAUGCACGUAGGGGUUUUGUGACGAGCAAAUGCGUUCAGACUUACAGAGUGCCUGGCACUGCACCUGUCACAUUAGUGGCUACUCUGUAAGUGGGAGUUGUUAUGAUUAAUGUGUAGAAAGCCCUCGGCAUGGUAAAAAUAAGUAUUCAAUAAAUGGUGGCUGUUAUUCUUGCUAGGAACAUGCUCCUCGGAGGAUUUUGUGCACAUUUAUCUCCUUGAAAGCAAUAAAAAUGAAGAUGUUAGAGAAGAAGCGUGUCCUUAAGUAAAUGUCAGUCAUAGCUGGGAGAAGCCACGGCUUCUCUUGUCCCUCCAGGGUAGCCAGGACCUCUACCUGCCCCGCCUGUGCACAGGCUCUCUUCAGCUUCCCGUGGACCUGCCCUUCACACAGCCAUCCACCCUCUUAGCACAUGUUUAUCAAGCACCUACAGGGAGGUCAAAGGAGGGCUGGCAACCCAGGCACGGAAUGCAAGAACUCCAGCUACAUCCUCUCUGGUUACAGGGCGAUGAGCAGUACACAUGAGGUUAGUGUGCACACAAAUGAUUAUUUAACGACAGCUGGAUUUGCAUCCUAAAAGUUGUGAUGGUAGGGGUCUCCUGUGGUAUCAUUAAACAGAUAUAGCCACUUUCCCUCAGUCCACCUCCCCGGCAGUCAUUACUUCAGUGUCUAUUAAAAGUCUGUUUUAAUUUCAAGAGGCCUGUGCAGAUGGAAUUGUGCAAAGCAAUGUUUUGAGACAGUCUGUUUUGUUUUGUUUUGUUUUGUUUUGUUUUUUGGUUCUUUUUUUUUUUUUUUCGGAGCUGGGGACCGAACCCAGGGCCUUGCGCUUCCUAGGUAAGUGCUCUACCACUGAGCUAAAUCCCCAGCCCCUUGUUUUUUAACCACUGAUGUGUGCCAAUGUUUUCUUCUUCUUUUUUAUUGUUGAGUAGUAUUUCACAUGUUGGAUGUCACAUAGCUUGCUUAACCAGACAUCUAUGGAAGGACUGUAUCUGUCUCUCUGGGGUUAUUUGAAAAAAAAUGAAAAAGCUGUGAUGAACGCUUGACAAAUACUGUCAUGGAAAUCUCAGACGGGAGUCUUGAUGUGUUCUAGCGUUAGGGACCUAGCAACGGAGGAAGGCCUUGUCAUGGCUCCUUAAAGAAAUGCUAUUUAAGGUGGAUGUUCACAGACGGAGUUGGCUGAGUGGUGACUGAAGGGAGAGGAGUUGGUUUAGGUAGACAGGCACUUUGUUUGGAGGUCCCACACCCAAGGGCACCUUGCUCACUAUGGGGAUUAAGAGACAACGGCAGUAACGGCAGGCUGAACCCUCAAUACUCUCGCUCAAAGGAAACUUGGCUAAGAGGUUAGACCUUGGUGACGGUGGCUUCUCCCUUUUCAGGCACUUCCUCACUGCUCUUAAAGGCUGUCUGGCCUCCAACGCUGUUCCCACCGAUGCAGUGGCCGUGUUUCUAGCUGAGCACCUCUAAAUAAUGACUGCAGCUGUGGCUCAGUCCCCGUAAGUGGAUUUCAGCCGAGGCUGCAACGCAGAGCUCAGCCCUCUGAGUCUCCCUGAUGCCUCGAUUCUGCCCUGGUCAUCCCCUUCUGGGUUUUGUGAGGCUAUUUAAGGAGUUAAGUUUCCCUCACUGAAACACAGAGAAGCGCCAUGGAAGAAAAUAAUGGCCGCAACGGAGAAGAAAUUUCUGAUUGACAUAAGUGGAGAAGUUCCCUUAGGAGCAUCAUGUACCACCAAAGCAGGAGAGCCCCAGGUCAUCUCUUACUCUGCCUGUUUACGUGCUACGGCAAGAAGAUGUGUUUAAGGUUCCCAUAGCCUUGCGCCGCGAUUCGAUGCUCUGGGAAAAGCAGCCAUAUGGUCUAGACAUAGCAGGUUCCUUUGCAGUUCACACAUUCUGAGUGUGGUACUAUCCACCAAAUGGUACAUGUAUUGUCUCUUUGCUCAAGACAGGGAACUUCUAGGAGCAGAACUGCUCCUUGGAAUCCACUGAUAGACGAGCCCAACGGUUCUCUUGGUAGGUCAGAUGUUUCAUAAUUAGCCUAAUUCACUGAUGAUCUGUUCAGUGGUUAUGACUACAGUGGCAUAAUAUUUCAACUGCAAGGGAAGCGCUCCAGACAGCUCCUAAGAAGAGCAGUCAGGCUGGGAAUGGCCGGCGGGGCUUCCUGUAUUAAGAGGAGAGAACCACUACAUCCUGCUUGGCCAUCCUCCUUGUCUCCCCCAUUAGAUACUGCUCUAAAGACCUAAGGGAGAUGUGCCCAGGACAAGUGUGUGGUUCUUCUUCUCAGUGAGGCUCCAUGGCCCAGCCGAGUAUGAAAGUGAGGCCCGUGCUCCUAAAGCGAAGCAGCCUUGAGUCUGUCGAGCUUGUGAAACAACCACACCACCGCAGGAGCAAAUCGCAGCAAGUGCGAUUCAAGGAAGAUGGGAACAUUAAGAACCCAGCCGGCGAGGUCAACACCCAAACUCCCGAAGACCCAGGCGUAAUGGGGAAGACGCAAGCAUCCAGGCACCAUCACCCCGCCACCUACUCGCUGUCUUUCCCCAGGUCCCACAAAGCGGGAGGCUUCCGCAGCAUCUCUAUCCAGACCUCCCCCAGUCUCAGGAAGCAUUUCCCGGUUUUCAAAAGGAAGAGGCUCACGGCUAGCAAGUCCCUGGUAGAAAUGCCAACAGCAUCCCCAAGUGCCAUCCAGGUCAACGGCAACCUAUCUGAACAAGAUAUCGUGUCCUCUGACCUCGCCUUCCUGAGGCUGGCUCAGCAUCUCGAGGAUGGGCCUCGAAGGAUCAAAAUGCCCCACCCAUUUCUCCCCAGGAUGCCCAAGGUGCAAAGCAACGGGCCUGUUAGCUUCUGCUUAGAAUCUGGGACUUGGAUGUCCACAGAGAAAGCCACGGCUGCCAUUCAGGUUCCUGAUGACAUUUGUCAUAGUCCCACCUGGGAAGCUAGAGAGUCUACUCUCAGCCCAGAAAGCUCGGCGGAAGACAGCAACUCCAUACCUGCUUUGAUCUCCAUGUGUCCGGGGGAUGGGCAAAGAGUGAUGACGUCAGAUCCGGAAAGAGUCCCCCCCUGCUCAAAUAACAACAGUAGUGCCAACAACAUCCAAGGCAUGGAGAAACUCACACCCGAAUUGCUUUUGCCCAAAGCCAACCCUGAUGACAAAGACCUUGGCCUUCCAUCAUCUCAGUCAAAGAAGAUGUGUGUCCCCUCGCCACCACGGACUCACAGUUCACCCGAGCCAGGCCCCCACACCCAGCCAGCCCACCUAGGAAAAGCUUCUGAUUGCCCAGCAUCGAGUGACCAUCACCAGGACCCGGAGUCACUCAGAAGUAGCAGUGCAUUCAAGUCUGUCCCUGUGUGCUGGGAACAUGUGACAAAGCUCCCUCACCAGUCAGACACGCCGGAGCUUCAGACAGCUCUUAGAAGUGAGCGCCUCCCUUCCUCCAUUCCAAGGCAGGAGAACAGAGCCCAGGGCAGCAGGGAGAUAGGUGCCAGUAAUCACAGUCACCUGGCGCAGGGAGAGCUCUGUGACCUCCAAGGCCGGCUGCAAUCAGUAGAGGAAUCGCUACACUCAAACCAAGAGAAAAUUAAAGUCCUAUUGAAUGUGAUUCAAGAUCUGGAGAAAGCUCGAGCUCUCACUGAAGGGCGGAACUUUUAUCGGACUGGCCAGGAUCUUAACAACUGCAGCACCUGUCAGAACACGGCAUGCAUCAUAUACAGUGUGGAGUAUGAUUUCCGGCAGCAGGAAGGCAGGUUCCAUGAGGUUCUCCAGAGCCUGGAGGAGGCAGAACCAGCCGAAGAAGCACCUUCCCCACCCAAAUCCCCGGCAGAAGCCCCGGUCCCUGAGAAACAGGACUUACGGCGGAAAAGCAAGAAGGUGAAGAAGAAAUGCUUCUGGUGGAUAUGAGAAGAUUGGGGCUCCCUCUACUCCUUCCUGAGAUGGGGGAAUCCCCUCAAGGCCUCCCUGAUCCUCUGCAAAAGUGCAGGCUGAGAUCUCCUUGACCUGUGACACAGGAGUGCCUCAGAGCGGGUACACCACUGGACACCUGGUCACCAACCUUACCUGAGUGCGUGCCGCCGCUUGCAGAGGAUUUUAUGGAUACUUGCGUGGUCACUCACAGUCAGGCUUCAUCCUCAUCUGCUAAGUUCAGAUUCCCACCAUAAGCAAACACUCCCCUGCAAUCCCAACCCCUUCCCUGGCGUCGGGCAUUCCCUUCCCACCCUGAGAUCAUCAACCCCAAAGAUACAGAAGUAAGUCUGUGUUGUGUGCUGCAGGAAGUGGAGGGUGGUAAGCAAGUAUCCUAGAAAACAUCACACAGUAAGCUGGCAGGGUUCUAGGAUUUAGUGUACAAAAAAAGCACAACAGAAGUGAGCAGGGCCUAACAGUGUCAGGUCGCCCUGAAGGUAUUAAGUUGUCCUCUUUUUCAACUAGCCCUAAGAUUUCAAGUCAACUGGCUGUCUUCUUGUAAAGUAUGGGGUGUGCUGGGUGUGGCAGAUAAGGUUGCCCACGGGUAUUAGGCACGUGUCGUGUGAUCUAUGUGACUAGAACUCAGGUGACUUUCAUAGCCGUAGUCCUUCUGGGGCCACUUAAUUAUCAUCUGUCUCUGUAUGCCCGGUGUGGGGGGGUAAUAGAGAGGGGCUUUAACUUUAGGGUCAUUAACCUGUUAGCGUUCAUUUACCUGUACCAUUAAGGGUCUUAGGACUCAGCAACUUGUAUGUCAGUAUAUCUUAUCAAGUGACGUUAACAAGGCUUAACCGCAAUAUAGCAUUUUUUCUCAUCCAUGCAACCUUGUGACAACCAUGUAGAUAGGCCCAAACAUGUUACUCUACAGUUACCCUUCCUGGUGACCAGGCUGCGGUCACCUGAUCUAGGAAGAAGCAGGCUGAAAAUGAGGAUGGAAGGUCGUUCUUCCACACAGUUUGAGCUCCUUAAGAUCUAGCUCAUUCUAUUGACAAGACCUUUGCUCAUGGAUGUCCGGUCCAGCUUGCGUGCCAAGCAAACUCCUAAAGCAGUGUAAUUCAGUAAUUGCUACAUACUCGGGCUGAAUAGGAGGCAAGGCUUGGAUACCUUUGCAUAAAGUUCAAUGCUCUGACAGCCUGUGAUUGGACUGACACUGCCAGAAAUGUGAGCCACACCUAAACGCAGAAAGCAUUUUACAACCGCCCCCUUGCCAAAGACCUGGUGUCUGAGUCGAGUCUCUGCUGUGCACGUGGGAUGUGCGUACCCCACUGCCGACCGAGAUUAAUUGAGCAAGCCACCCCAACAAUUUCGCUUCCCCUGUCACAGUGCUGCGGUGCAAAAGCUAUUUCGGGGAGAGUGAGGGAAAUUUGGCAAGGAAUCUGGGCCUGCACUAUUUAAGUCUUGCGAUGUCAUUUGAGAUGUUCUCUCUCUCUGUUUCUAGUGUAAUGUUUAAACCCACAAAGUGAGACCAGAAUCUCUAAUGUCAAGUUAGAAUUAAGAUAAAUAUACUUGUCAUGCUUAAGAAACCACACUUCAAUUAGAUACGUGUUACCACUGGCCAAACGCCACAGCUCUUUCUUUCUGUAUCCACACACUCAGCUCUCGGUUGGCCCCCGGCAAUGGAAAAAAACAGUACAGAGGGCAAUCCAAUACAGCAAACUCAUUUGGGAUCUCUUACAUAAUUUUAUCUUGUAGCAGUGCUUCCAUUUUUAUUUGUUUUGCUUACACUAAUUUCGAGUGAAUUCAUAUUCCAGACUAUCAGGAUGGGACAAGAAUAUCCUUGCACUUAGAUUUCGGAGACCCAGGAAAUAGAAAAGCCUAUCCCACUAACCUGGAGAAAAUUGUGUAACUGUGUCCUUUCUUGACUGGGUAGAAGAAUGACUACACCCCCUGAUUUCUAAGCUCUGUAUACCUCCUAACAGCUAUGAGAGCUAACUGCAGCCUCUGUACUGGUUUAGCCUGGAGAAGUGAGGAGGAAUCUGGGGUAGCUCUUAUCGGCACAGGUGCACGAUGAGUUAGGGACCUUGCAUCAACUCUGAACUGAGUGAGAUGAGAGUAGGACUGAAAAAGGUUGACACUCCCGGAAAGAAAGUCAACCAAGGUCAUGUGAUUUUUAUACCAAAGCACAACACCACAUCACCUUGCUUAGGCCACACCAAUCUACACCUGGAGAGAAGGCUCCUUCUGGUAAUUAAAUCCUCAACAUCGAUCAGUAUGAGGGGAAAGGAUUGAUAAACACCAGCCUGCUGAACAGAAAGGGUGAUCACUACAUCAAAUAAAAACCAUAACUCAUAUAUACCAAAAUUCUAUACUCUGCUACUCCUGUUGAGUAGCGACGCUUCUUUGUAAAAUAGUAUGUAAUAUGAUAUUCUACAGAAAUGUUAUACUUGAGGUGAUAUGGUUUAAUGGAAAGAGAUUAAUUUAGCAAAAAUUACCUUUAUGAAACGGAAGGAGAAAGGACUGAUUGGCCUGUUUAACUUGCAGGGGUUUAAUGUAGCUGCUCCCUCUGUACGUAAAACACUCGGUUAUCGUCCCUGGAACUUAAUGCCAGCUCAUCUGUAGGGCGCCUUCUCGAAGACAAUGUAUCACUGUAAGGUUUUGUAAAUUUCUAAACUGUUUUAAAUGGGAUAUUAUCUUUUGCAAUAAACUUAAGUAUUUUUCCUA
Messenger RNA from Rattus norvegicus (Norway rat), 12896 nucleotides. The record is from RefSeq and is a predicted model, not a curated record. Lineage: Eukaryota; Metazoa; Chordata; Mammalia; Rodentia; Muridae.